AUGGAUUUUAAAGACGCAUUCGACUCGGUUGAUUGGUCUGCUUUGCUUGACACGCGUGUCCAUCAAGGAAUGUCCCAGAGUACAAAGUCUCAGCGAGCAUUGCCCGAUAUUAUGACCUUCUCGGUUACAGGGGGCUGGCCUAGCUCGAAGGCCCAGGGAGUAAGGCAUCACUUUAUCACUCCCGCUGCGGAUGCGCGCACCAGGUACCUUUUGAGCAGCAUCAGACACUUUGAUUUCAAAAGUAUUUCGACCGUAUUGAAUAAUGCGCCGGCGGUCACGGUCAACCGUUGGGUGACCGGAACCAUGAAUCCUGAUGCAGCCAUGAAUACUUUUUAUGGCUAUAAGAAUCCGCUCACAGGUCGAUAUGCCAGCAAGGAAAUGAUACAUAAUUUUGGUGAGGCACGUAAGGUUAGUCUGUGGCGCCAAUUGUGGAUUUGGCUCGCUGAAGCACAACAAGAACUCGGAUUUCCGGUGACGGAUGAACAACUCGAAGAAAUGCGCAUGCAUCGAGAUGAGAUCGAUUUCAACCUUGCUGCAGAGGAGGAGAAGACGCGGCGGCAUGAUGUGAUGGCCCACGUUUACACUUUUGCCAUUCUUUGCCCAACGGCUUCACCUAUCAUCCACCUUGAAGACUCCAACCUUUCCCUUUUGUCUCUCUACACAGGUGCAACCUCCUGUUAUGUGGGUGAUAAUGCAGACCUUAUCAUAUUUCGUGACGCUUUGGAAUUUCUGGCCGUCAAAUUAGCUCGUUGUAUUGAUCGACUGGCGAAGCAGGCAUAUUUCAACAAAGACCUUGUUUGUCUUGGUCGAACUCAUCUUCAACCUGCUCAACCCACCACAAUGGGCCGCCGGAUAUGCAUGUGGCUGCAGGAUCUUCUGUUGGAUCUGGAAAACAUUGAGCGUCUCUGUCACCACACCAUUCGCUUUCGCGGUGCCAAAGGAGCUGUUGGUACGCAGGCUUCGUUUCUAGACCUCUUCCAUGGUGACCAAGCUAAGGUAGUGCAACUGGAUCAACUGAUUGCCGCCAAGGCCGGAUUCAAACGUGUCUGGCGUGUAACCGGACAGACAUAUCCCAGAAAAUUGGAUACCGAAAUUGUCAACGUCCUGUCAAGCCUCGGCGCCAGUAUCCACAAAAUAUGUACCGAUAUUCGGUUGCUCGCAAGCUUCAAGGAGCUUGAAGAACCUUUCGAAACCAACCAGAUCGGCUCCAGUGCUAUGCCGUAUAAACGCAAUCCUAUCCGAUCAGAGCGCGCAUGUGCGUUGGCUCGAUAUUUAAUGCAUCUUUCAGCACCUUGCACCACAACAGAAGCCGUUCAGUGGUUAGAACGAUCCCUGGACGAUUCAGCCGUUCGUCGGAUCGUCCUCCCAGAAGCCUGUUUAGCUGCGGAUGCAUGCCUAGUUCUUUUGCAAAACAUAUCUGAAGGGCUUGUAUUCUAUCCACAACGGCCAGACGAAGGCGGCCCUGGAUGCGGCCCGAAGGGGCCCUGGGAUAAUGGACUGAGCCGCCGCAAGAGGAAGCUCUGGCUGCGGAGUUCGGCAUACCGACCGACCGCCAAGAGCCUAUGGGGCAGUUCAAGACGGCCAGGAUGGAACCGGGGUUACCCUUUGGGUUCUUCGUCAGCUUGCAGCAGUCGCUGGUCGGGCCUUGUCGGAAUGGACGGAGUGUCACGCCAGCAAACGCUGUCUCACCAGUUCGUCGAAGGUAUUCAGUCAACGCUUCGUGCUCAGUUGCGGUUGGUGGAAGCAAUUGGCCAGUUGAGUGUGGAGGAGCUGGGGCAUAUAGCACGUGAAUUGGCCAAGGCGCCACUGGCCACAUUGCAGUCGCAGGAGAACAGGGAUGAUUCAACAGUGGACGAGUGGACCAACUCGCCGAACAGCUUGCAGCUAUCAAGACGGAAUCGCGUAGGCACACUCGAACUAGCUGAUGCUACAAGUGUGGCAUGCCGGACCAUUGGAAGAAUCAAUGCCCUCGUACCCGACCACCUGCGCAUAAGAAAAAUUUUGAUUACUCUUUUCCCGGGCCGUUGUCAAAAUAGACGGGAAGAGGGAGCUGUGCCUGAAUCAUACAAGAGCAGGGAUAUCGCUGGGACGGAGAGGGACGAAGCUGAAUGCAAACCUUGCGUGUUAGCCUUGAGAGUGAUUAUUGAAACGAAUCUUCGUGCCGAACUUCCUUUUCUUGCCGUGGAGCAUAUUCUUGUCACUAUGGUCUCUGUCGCCGGAGCGGAUCGUCAGCAAUGUCAUGAACGGAUUCGACAACACAGCCAAGCUGCUGCAGCGGAGGUAAAGUUGAAAGGAAGACCCAACGAUCUGGUUGACAGGCUGAAGGACGAUGAUUAUUUCGCACCUAUUCGUGAUGUCCUUGAGAAAGAACUGCUUGACCCCAAACGCUACAUUGGUCGAGCAGUUGAACAGGUAGAAGAGUUUAUCACUUCGGAAGUGGAUCCGGCACUUCAACAUUAUCAGGGGAAACUCGAGGCUAGCAGCACAGUGCAGGUAUGAGUUGUGUAUCUCCUCAUCCGGCGAACCACACGUCUGGAGCACUCCAAACCCGGCUUUUUCCACGACACUUUACAAACUAGUCAUUCUUUACUCCUAGGCUACUACUAUCUUCAAUUCAGUUUUAACUCGCUUGAUUACAUACUUUUGCACCAGUU
Molecule: messenger RNA, 2654 nt
Organism: Opisthorchis viverrini
Lineage: Eukaryota; Metazoa; Platyhelminthes; Trematoda; Opisthorchiida; Opisthorchiidae
Exons: 12
Coding region: 1-2499 (832 amino acids)
Biological process (GO): 'de novo' AMP biosynthetic process
Cellular component (GO): cytosol
Molecular function (GO): (S)-2-(5-amino-1-(5-phospho-D-ribosyl)imidazole-4-carboxamido) succinate lyase (fumarate-forming) activity; N6-(1,2-dicarboxyethyl)AMP AMP-lyase (fumarate-forming) activity
Source: RefSeq, a predicted model, not a curated record